This is a messenger RNA of Cladocopium goreaui, 3414 nucleotides long. Lineage: Eukaryota; Dinophyceae; Suessiales; Symbiodiniaceae. The record is from the annotation of a GenBank genome assembly.
AUGUCAACUUCCGAACAGCAAAUGCAACAGUUAGCUGAUCAGGUACAAAUGCUGACAGCCGAACUGGCAGCACAAAGGUUGGAACUAGAUGCCGCCAAAAACGCGUUAGACCAACAAACGCAAACAGCAACAGCAGCAUUGUCAGUUGCACAAGCAGCUAUUGCACAAAUGGGGAAAACCGAAACCCAAAAGAAAACGUGGAAUCCCAAGUUGGUAAACCCACCGGAUCCCUUCCAAGGUACGGAUGCCGACUGGGAGCGCUACAAGUUCGGUUUUGCAACGUGGAUCAGCACAGUGGAUCCUACGUAUCCAGAUCUACUGAGGAAAACCGAGCUGGAAAGAGAUGAGGUGGCAACACUUGAAAUGACUGAAGCCGAUGAGCAGUUGUCAACUAAUUUGUUCGCCAUUUUGGUCGGACAGUGUCAAGCCGGCGAAAUCCCUGCAAUGGCCAUGUUAGUCCCAGAACGAAACGGUCUGGAACUAUGGCGACGCAUGCAUGCCCGAUUCGAGCCAGAAAAUAAGCACAAACCGUUUGCAUGGUUGAGAGCUUUGUCGAACCCCACGUUCCCGACAAAACAAACCUUGUGGCAAAGAGGUUUGGAAGAAUGGGAAGGAGAAAUUGCAAAGUACGAAGGAGAGUACACAAAACAAUUCGACGAAGACCUGAAACGGGCAAUUUUGUCCGAAGUGGCCCCAAAAGCGUUAGCCCCCCAGAUCGCCAUGAACUCAUCAAACCUUACGUCUUACAAAUUGAUGAGGGAAUUCACAGUGCAGUAUUUGAAAUCGAAAAACCUAUGGAAACGUAGUGCGGGAACAUCUUUUGGAUCCAUGGCCGCAUCGUCGACAUCAUCCGCUGCGCACACCUCUGGGCCAGUUCCCAUGGAGGUUGGUGCACUGGAUGCUGCGGACCCUGCAGCAAAGCAAAAAGGAAAGUCAACAGGACACAAAGGAAAUCAAAACGGUAAAGGUGGAAACAAAGGAGGAACAAAAGGUGAUGGGAAAGGCAAGGACAAGGGCAGAGGAAAGCAAAACCCGAGCAAAUCGAAUGCGAAAGGCGAGUAUUGCGCGAUUUGCGGUCCAGAGAAAGGUAAAAACCACAGUACAGAAAAUUGUUUCUUCAACGCCAGGUCGCACCCGAAAGGUGAAGGCAAAGGAAACAAGAAAGGAUCCGCCAAAUCCAACUCCGUAAAUGCAAUCGACGCGGCAAACGACGAAACACCCGUGCCUGCAGUUUUAUCGACGUUGCAACAACAAAUCGAUGCGUUGAAACAAGUCACAGCAAACCAAGGCCAGGCAGGCAAUCCUCAGCCCCCAUCAGCGCAAAACAAAAAGACCCAUCAGGGUGCAGUGACAUCCUCAGGAUCGAACAUGUGCUUUGCAGUGGGCGAUUCUCCGGCGAAGGCCGUUGAGAAAACCAAAGUGCAACCAGUCACGCCGUCUCCGCACAACAGCGUGGCAGCACUGCAAACAACAAAGUACAUCAUGGUUGACUCUGGUGCCACAACAAGUUGUGCCAACAAAAUGUUAUUUCCACAAGCUAUGGUGGACCCAACCAAAACCAAAGAGUUGUGGGCCAUCAAUGGAACUCGUAUCCACCACGAGGGCGAAAUGCAAGCAACAACCCAGAAACCACGGUGGUACCGGCCACUUUUCCGAAUGGAAAUCACUGACACCAUGGAACCCGUCAUGGCAUUUUGCCGGAUUUUGGACGAUGCUGAUUGCGACCUGCAUUUCUUCCGCUCUUCCUCUGGCAAGGUUUCGUGCCUGGUAACUCCGGAUGGGAACACUGUUGAGUUGCCACGUUUCGGAUCACGGUUUUAUCUGCUAUACGAAGACCGACCAAGCGCAGCCGCAGCAUCCGCAGCACAAUUGGUAGCAGCCGUUGGUGACAUGGAAAGCGACGUUGGUGAUCGCGAAAUCCGGGCAGAUGACGCUAGCGUGGACGGUGAAGUUGUGGAACCAACAGUUGAGCCACAAUCCCUACCGCAACCUCCAACACCUACGGAUGAAGCGCGACAAUUGCAUGAACUCACGCAUGCAGAUUUCGCCCCCUGGUGCCAACAUUGCGUUGCAGGAAAGGCACCCGAAGACAAGCACGUCCGAACGAACAAACACGAAGAUGCACAAAUCCCCGUGAUCCAAAUCGACUACCAAUUUUUCAGUCGUGAUGGCGAAUUGGUGGAGGAAGAAAGCCGCAGUGCAACGGUCCUCACUGGCGUUGACACAUCGUCAGGUUUCCCAGUCAUGAUCUUUGCACGCCAAAAGGGUGUCGACGCAUACGUGUUGAAAGCACUCAUGGUAUGGAUCACGCGCCUUGGAUACAACAAGGUGCUCCUGCAACAUGAUCCGGAGGAACCAUUGCGUGCAUUGCUGGAACAAGUACAGCAAAAAUUGGGAGCAGACAAGGUACAACUGAGGGCCAGCCCGCGUUACAGUCACCAAAACCAAGGAGGCGUGGAAGGCAUGAAUCGGAUGAUGGCUGGUAUGUUGCCAACAUGGUUGUGCGCCCUUCGGGAAAAGUACCCACAUCCAAAUCAGCCGUUGGACAUCAAUCACAUCAUCGUGCCGUGGUUGUGCAAAUGGGGGGACCUCCUCAACAUCCAUAAUGCCAGUGUGGCCAAUGACUGGCUGUUCCCGAUCAAGCUCCCGACGGAACAGCAGAACAUCCCGCCGAUUGAGGAGCUUGCGGCGUACUUGGUCCCCUUUGACCAUGAACUUGAUGUGAACGAAAGGCUGGUGCUCUUCGCACAUCCGGGGGUGCACGAACAGAUCUUGCACGUUCUGUCGUACACCACAUUGCCGUUGAGGUUGUGCCCAUCAAGGUGCUGGCACCGCACUUGCCAGUGCACCAUCCUGACGCUCUGUGCCAUCCCGUGCACCGCCCUUUUGUGGCGACAUCGCAGCCUGGAACAGCGGCUCCAGAACCUUGAAGAGCGCCAUCUUCGCCUUCAAUAUCAAGUUGGUCGCAUCAUCGAGACGCUGGGCUCUUGGGAUGACACAGUGGCUACCAUGUUUGGCCUUACUACACCACCACUUACAAAUCCUACGGGGGGUCUAGUUCCAGUGGAGGUGCAGGAUCUCGUGGACGUGAAGCAGAAGCAGGAUCGCGUGGCACUGCAGGCCGUGAGGCAGAUGCAGAGCAUGGUACAAGGGCUACAUCUGGCAUAUGAUGGAUGACCAUCUUGGCGGGAUCUGCGAUUCGAUCCUCAUUGAGGUUGACAUGGGGUGCGGCCAGAACCAAGAAUUCUUUUUCGACCUGACCCCAGUGACAUUUUUGCCGAACUCUUUCUCCCGUUGAUGACCAUGUGGUUUCAAUGGCUCCUUUAGCAGAAUGGACGAGAAUCGAAUGCGUCCUGGGUUCAACAUGCCCCCCUUUCUUUUAAAGUAGUUUUGCGCAAGGCCUGAAUCGAGGCC